UCCAAGAGCUUUAGGAGCUGACCAGUUCCCUCCAGACUGCUGGUGUGGGGCCCUGGGCGGGGCCCCCAGGCUUAAAGAGCCUGAACCCACCUGGGCUGUCCUCAGCUCAGCAGGUUCCUCAGAGCUGCUCUCUGCAUCAACCUGACUCAGCCCUGCAGACUUGCCCUGUAUCCUGACAUGGCGGGACGAACCGGUGCCGGUCUGCUGGUGCUGGCGGGUCUGCCUGCCUUGGAAGCCAACGACCUAUUUGAUAAAGAUAGCCCCUUCUACUACGACUGGGAAAGCCUGCAGCUGGGCGGCAUGGUAUUUGGAGGGCUCUUGUGCAUCGCUGGAUUUGCCAUGGUCCUGAGGAGCAAAUGCAAAUGCAGAAACAAUCAGAAGGCCAGUCCCUUACCUGAGGCAGCCACUUCACUCACUCCAGGUUCUGCCAAUAUCUGCUGAACACAGGAUGAGACUGGAAGGACCGUGGUAUCUGCAAGCCCUUGCCAGCCCACUGCUGUCCCUCCCCACUGGUGACCUUCUCCAGAAAGGCCUCUCCAGACACGCCGUUGGGCCUCUCUCAUCUGAGGCUGUCCAAAGCUUAUUUUACAUUAAACUGGUCUCGCCACUCCC
This is a messenger RNA of Jaculus jaculus (lesser Egyptian jerboa), 612 nucleotides long. RefSeq names its product FXYD domain containing ion transport regulator 4 (gene Fxyd4). Gene Ontology annotation, molecular function: sodium channel regulator activity. Gene Ontology annotation, cellular component: membrane. Bases 178 to 441 code for a protein of 87 amino acids. The record is from RefSeq and is a predicted model, not a curated record. The transcript is spliced from 8 exons. Lineage: Eukaryota; Metazoa; Chordata; Mammalia; Rodentia; Dipodidae. Gene Ontology annotation, biological process: potassium ion transmembrane transport; regulation of sodium ion transmembrane transporter activity.